Messenger RNA from Cotesia congregata, 231 nucleotides. The record is from the annotation of a GenBank genome assembly. Lineage: Eukaryota; Metazoa; Arthropoda; Insecta; Hymenoptera; Braconidae.
AUGUCGCCCUCGAGCCCCAAUCGCGGAUCCAACCAGAUCCACGGUACGCAAUUAGGACACAGAAGUGUUAGUGGUACUACUAUUAAUCCGCCAACAAGUGUUGUAGUAAGCUCGACCUCCAGCAGCAUGCGGCCUCCACCCCCUCCCCCACCUCCAAGGGCAAGGCCCUCCGCUGAGGGCAAAGGUCAUCAUGAGGAACCCACCAGCUCCAUUCCUGAUCUUGACAAUUAA